Molecule: messenger RNA, 1084 nt
Organism: Cetraspora pellucida
Lineage: Eukaryota; Fungi; Glomeromycota; Glomeromycetes; Diversisporales; Gigasporaceae
Source: the annotation of a GenBank genome assembly
UCCACAAGACAUCUCAUCGGAUGGUAGAUGUGGUCCUGACGUUAAUACUAGAUGUGAAAAUGAAUGCUGUUCUCAAUGGGGUUAUUGCGGCAGUACAACUGACUUUUGUGAUCUGAAUCAAGGAUGCCAACAAGAUUAUGGUACCUGUGGCCAAAUCUCAAAUAACAAUACAGGUACAGGUACAGGUCCAUGCGGUCCUGACACGAAUAAUAUAUGUGGCGGUAAUACAUGUUGUUCUCAAUGGGGUUAUUGUGGUACUACACCUGAAUUUUGUGAUCCAGAUCAAGGAUGUCAAAGUGAUUAUGGUUUUUGUGGCAUUUCAAAUAACAGUGAUGUCAAUAAUGAUAACGUACAAGUUAUCUACACUUGCCAAAGUCCUAAUACUCUAGCUUUAACCUUUGAUGAUGGACCACGCUCUUGGACGAAUGACUUGCUCGAUAAGCUAGAUGAAAAUGGCGUAAAAGCUACAUUCUUUGUCAAUGGGCACAACGCGGAUGCGUAUUGUAUCUAUGAUUUCGCAGAAAUUUUACAACGAGCUUACUCUUCAGGUCACUUAAUCGCCCAUCACACGUGGUCUCAUCCAUACUUGACGGGUGUCAGUGCUGACGAAGUAAACUAUCAAAUAGAAUUCUUAAAUGAAGCAUUUAAGAAAAUUCUUGGAGUUACACCAAGAUAUUUCCGGCCUCCGUACGGCGAUGGUGUUAAUAAUGCCAACGUAAGAUCAGCUAUGGUGGCAAACGGAAUGGAUAAAAUGGUAAUAUGGGAUGUGGAUACUCAGGAUUCUAUUGAAGGAGUCACUGAGCCACAGAGUGAAGCAACAUUUUCUGAUGAGACUAGUGAUCAACAACCACAUAUCGUGAUAAAUCAUGAUAGGAUUCAAACUACAUGUGAGCAAUUGGCAGCUUUUGAAAUUUCUCAUGCAUUUGACAAUGGGUAUCAGCUUGAUACGGUAGCAGGGUGUAAUGGAGAUGGGGACUCAAGUAAUUGGUAUAAUAUUGAUACCGGAUCAUUUGGUAUGAGGGACGAAACUUGGACAUGUAAUUCUGAUGAUAUGCAUGAAUCAUAUAACACGUCACCUCAGUAA